AUGGCAGAGGCUGCUGAUAACAUACGCGGGCGCGACACCAUGCCAAGGCAAGGCAAAGUUGAAAAUGUGUGUAGACAAUGGCUUGUCCAUGAAGAUGGUGCUCUGGCCUAUGAAAUACAGAACAAAGAGAUUGAGCGACACUAUGGUCUAAACCGGUUCAACCGUAGGACAGUUCGUGAAGACAUUCCCGUUGCUAAAGUUUUGCAGACUGAUGAGGAGGUUCGACAGCAGGAAGAGCGUUACAAUGAACUCCAGGCUCUUAGGGCACAGGCUGAUGAGGACCAGGAAAUCGCUCGUCGUGUUUUAGAGGAGAUCGAAGGAGAAGAGAAUGCCAGACUGAGAGAAAGGGAGUUACGGGAUGAGGAAAUCGCCCGCAUUGCACAAGAGAAAGAAAAACAAAAAUAUGAACGAUACUUGGAGAAAAAGAGGGAAAAAGAUUUAAAGAAAGAACGACACAUUUUGGAGAAACAGCUGGAACAACAUAUGGUAGAUGCCAGACUAGCUGCAGGAGACGAAGGUCUAGAUGAUGCCAUGCAAGGCAUGCACAUGUCUGCACCAGGGGAUCGAGGCUCCUUCUCGGGGCGACAAGUCAACGGGGGUAGAAAGGUGACUCCAGGAGGUAUUAUAGAAGAUGAUGGUGACUUCUCAGACUUUUUUGCUAUUCCUGAUCACGUAGAUGACACCCAAAAGAAAGUCAUUCAAGAAAUGCAAGACGAGGAGUUGGCACGACUUUUGCAGGAACAGGAACACAAGCGAACUAAAGCUGAAGUUGAUCGAAACAAACUGAAAGAAAUUGAAGAACAGGACGAACGACUCGCCAAAAUUAUCCAAGAACAAGAUAAGUUACGCAUAAAGAGAGCAAAACAGCGAAAGAAACAACAGCAGCAGGAGGAACACAGACGACAGCAGCAAAUGACAAACAGUAAUCCUGCUUCACGACCCUUACCUGAUCUACCAGGUCAAAGGUCAUCUACAUCUGACUCACCAUUACCUCCGGUACAAAAGCCCCCUGAACGUACUCGAUUACGUCGAGACAGUUUUCUACAAGGAAUUGACAGUAGUCAGAUUCCUCCCCCAUCUGUUACUGGUGACACCCUUCAGUCACGCCAGUCUGGUCGGUCUACACGCACAAUUGAAAGCUUACCCCAGGAUAGUGUACAUAAUGUGGAGCGAUGGCUGGCAGGUACGACGACAGCAGCUGAUCCUGUAGAAGGUCACCCUCACAUGUUGCCCUCGCCCUCACCUCCAGGCAGUUAUCACAGUGAGGAAGAAAUGCCACCAUACAGACCACCCCAUCCUCCUAAGCAUGUGUCAGUUAUAAAUACUGCCUCCCCGCCUAACCCCGCCCAUCGUGGGCGUAUCCCAACUGAGGAAGAACCCUGCUAUGCAGUCAGUAAUGCCAUUCCAUACAACAUUGCCGCGGCCAUUGACCCCACAUAUAAACGACGUCAGCAUCAGAUACACGAGGAGACUGACCUGAAGAUCCCUGUACAGCUAGCCAGCUCACUGCCGACUAGCGGAGAGACGGAUUUGGAAUGGGACCCAAAUGUAAGGGGGAGUCUACGACGUCCAAAAGGCACCUGGAACCCAGGCUCUUUCUCCACCGAAGGUUCUUUGCAAAGAGACGAUAGCUUUACAGAUGAGGGACCAGUCCUGAAUCCAUGGCAACCAGUCCAAGGUCAGAGAAGGUCGGACAGAACAAAACGACCCAAGAAAUCUGUGUCCUCCCCUACAGCUGCUACAGUUACAAAGGGCCAGAAAAACAACAACAGCUGUAAACAACAGUAACGAAGGGCCAGAAAAACAACAACAGCUGUAAAUAACAGUAAGGAAGGGCCAGAAAAACAACAGCAGCUGUAAACAACAGUAACGAAGGGCUCGAAAAACAACAGUAGCUGUAUACAACGGUAACGAAGGGCCAGAAAAACAACAACAGCUCUAACAUGUCGUAAUUAAACUGUGAUUAUAUGGUGAAAACAAUACAUAGAUAAUAGAGAGGAAAAGUAUACUGAAACUAAUGCUGACAAAACAUGG
Molecule: messenger RNA, 2034 nt
Organism: Ylistrum balloti
Lineage: Eukaryota; Metazoa; Mollusca; Bivalvia; Pectinida; Pectinidae
Exons: 14
Coding region: 1-1788 (595 amino acids)
Source: RefSeq, a predicted model, not a curated record